ACUUCCGACGUCUUUAGAAAACUUCAGCGUUGUUGACCGACUAGCUGGAGGGAAUUAAGAUUUAAGUAAAUUAGAGUUGUUUAUAUAUUUUUUUACAGACUGAACCCGAGGUAAUACUUAGAUUUUUGGAUGUUUUCAGCAACUACGCGACAAUAAUGAGUUUGUUGGAAAUCAGUGAGAACGUGAAGCUGGCCAGAGAGUACGCCUUGCUGGGGAAUUACAGCUCAGCUGUAGUCUGCUACCAGGGGGUUCUGGAGCAGAUCAAGAAGUACCUCCUCUCUGUGAGAGACUCGUUCGUGCAGCAGAAAUGGCAGCAGGUUUGGCAGGAGAUAAAUGAGGAGAAUAAGCAUGUGAGGGACAUCAUGACCACGCUGGAGAGCUUCCAGCUGGACAACGCCCCGUCCAAGCCCGGCGGUUUCAGCCAAGAGAGCGACAUCAUGCCUGUUCAGGUCGAACAUAGGUCGUCUCCGUGUGCAGUACGCAAAGCCCCGGCGCCGUAUAAAGACGGCAAAGCUCACGGCAGCAGACUGAGCGCUGGGCCGCGCUCCCAACACCGACAAUCCCCACGCCUCGCCAACGGCGAUCGAGGAAAACCACUGAAGGGUAAAGAAAAGAAAGAAAACCCACCAAAGCAGAAAGACGACAAGAACAAACCCGAGGUGUCUGAGCCGGAGGUGAAGAGGUUCGACAGAGGAGGAGAAGAUAAAGACCUGAUUGAGGCGUUGGAGCGAGAUAUCAUCUCCCAGAACCCUAACGUGAAGUGGGAUGACAUUGCUGAUCUGGAGGAAGCGAAGAAGCUCCUGAAGGAGGCAGUGGUUCUGCCCAUGUGGAUGCCCGAGUUCUUUAAAGGAAUCAGGCGACCGUGGAAGGGCGUGCUGAUGGUCGGCCCUCCCGGUACAGGCAAAACUCUGCUUGCGAAGGCUGUAGCCACAGAAUGCCGGACCACCUUCUUCAACGUCUCCUCCUCUACACUCACCUCCAAAUACAGAGGAGAGUCGGAGAAACUCGUCCGCCUGCUGUUCGAGAUGGCGAGGUUCUACGCUCCCACAACCAUCUUCAUCGACGAGAUCGACUCCAUGUGCAGCCGCAGGGGAACUUCAGAGGAGCAUGAAGCCAGCAGACGAGUCAAAGCAGAACUCCUGGUGCAAAUGGAUGGUGUUGGAGGACCGUCUGAUAACGACCCUUCUAAAAUGGUGAUGGUCCUGGCAGCCACUAAUUUUCCCUGGGACAUCGAUGAAGCCCUGAGGCGCCGACUAGAGAAAAGGAUCUACAUUCCACUGCCUACAGCUAAGGGCCGGGCCGACCUGCUGAAGAUAAACCUGAAGGAGCUGGAGCUGGCUAGUGAUGUGGAGCUGGAUAAGAUCGCUGAGCAGAUGGAGGGAUAUUCAGGUGCUGACAUCACUAACGUCUGCAGAGACGCUUCCCUGAUGGCUAUGAGGCGACGGAUCGAGGGUUUGACUCCGGAGGAGAUCCGGAACAUUUCCCGAGACGAGAUGCACAUGCCCACGACCAUGGAGGACUUCGAGACGGCCCUGAAGAAGGUGUCUAAAUCUGUCUCUGCCGCUGACCUGGAGAAAUACGAGAAGUGGAUCGCCGAGUUCGGAUCCUGUUGACCGGUCCUAAUGCCAGCACCCGGGGUGUAAAAAAAAAAAAAAAAAGUCCUUUAAUAGGGGCAGUUUGUAACACCUUCUGCUUCCUCCGAGGGGAAUUUAUCAGUCUUUCCCACCACCAACUCAUAUAUUGAACUGGGUUAGAGCGCUUCCUGAGUGGGGGGGCGGAGCUUAUUUCUGGGCCAGAAAGAAACUAGUUAGAUCUGUUACAUAGCAAUAUCAUGGUGAUAUUGCAUGGCAACAGAUCUAACUAGCUCCUUGUCUUCCCUAGGAAUAACAAACCACCUUUAUAUCAUUUCAGCACUUUAAAACACUGAUAAGGAAACACUUCAGUAGCGAUUAGUGUGCCUCUUGGCACAGGAAAGGAUCCGUUAUACGCCGUACACACAGGAAGGUGCGCCGGAAAGACGAGACAAAACACGAGCAAUAAGCAUGUCUGUUAAAGUCAGUCUGUGAUUUAUUGUCAUCGUCUUCACAUACCAAAUAUUUUACAAUGCACAAGAACACUUCUUUUUAUUUUAUUUUUUUUUACAUUACACUGACAUUCAUUCAAGGUGCCGCAUUGAUUCAUUUCAUUUCAGCCAAUCAGAGGCCCUUUUUCCUCACGAACAAGUGUCUAUUUUUUUUUUUACAUUUGUUUUCUUAAAACACAGAUUUCCCUCCAGAUUACCUGUAUGUCUUUUCUUUUUGUGAUUAUGAAGAUGAUAAUAAAAGUGAAAUAAACGUA
Molecule: messenger RNA, 2337 nt
Organism: Hemibagrus wyckioides
Lineage: Eukaryota; Metazoa; Chordata; Actinopteri; Siluriformes; Bagridae
Gene: katna1
Product: katanin p60 (ATPase containing) subunit A 1
Exons: 11
Coding region: 156-1613 (485 amino acids)
Biological process (GO): microtubule severing
Cellular component (GO): microtubule cytoskeleton
Molecular function (GO): ATP hydrolysis activity; microtubule severing ATPase activity; microtubule binding
Source: RefSeq, a predicted model, not a curated record